AUGUCUCAUGUCAAUUAUUGGAUUAAUUGGAUUUAUAAUAAUGACCUUCAAUUACCAAGAUGCUCCUCUUCAUUAAUUAAACAAUAUUUUACUCAUGACUGGAUCAUCGGAUUAAUUGGAGGGUAUGUUAUUUGGAUACCUUCUUGUGCCAUCAUUUAUUCUAUGAACCCAGCACUACAACUAAUUAUGAUGAACCUUAUAGGUGUUUUCUUUGUUCUUGUUAUGGCAACAAUAACAAAGAAAUCAACUCAACAAGAAAAUGCAUUACAACUUCUUGAUGAAGAAUUAAAUGUUUUAGACAUACCUGAACAACAAAAAAAUGAACAUGAUUAA
This is a messenger RNA of Entamoeba nuttalli P19, 333 nucleotides long. RefSeq lists its product as hypothetical. Lineage: Eukaryota; Evosea; Mastigamoebida; Endamoebidae. The record is from RefSeq and is a predicted model, not a curated record. The coding region runs from base 1 to 333 and encodes 110 amino acids. The transcript has a single exon.